AUGCUAAGAAGUAAGAACUUAUCAGUAUUUGGCACUGACUAUUUGAAAGAGGUGGAAGCCUGUACAAUUGAAGAAUGCAAUGAAAUAGAAAGCAUUAUUGAUGGUGGCAUAGCCAUUGGUGUCUCGUUUGAAUUCUUGCAAAAGCUACACCUAAUCAACCUCCCAAAACUGGUGAGUAUCUGCAAAGGCUCAAUUGACUCAACAAGCCUCACUAAACUCACAACUUUGACACUGAAAAGCUGUCCAAAGCUAAAAUGCCUUUUCCCAGGAGAUAUGGUCCAGCUACUCUGUCACUUGCAGGAUUUACUAGUUGAGGAUUGUUCUACGAUUAAAGAGAUCAUUGAAGAUGGAAUCAUAGUUCAAUCUGAGGCCCUUCCCAGAUUGAAGAAAAUGGAACUAUGCAACCUACCAAGAUUGUUUAGUGUAUGCGAGGAUGCCUCGUUUGAAUGGCCCUCUUUGGAGAUUAUGAAGAUCAAGACUUGUCCAGAGCUGAGGGAUUUAUCGUUCAGUGUUGAAAAUGCACCAAAAUUGAAAGUGAUUGAAUGCACUAUAAACUGGUGGAGCAAACUAAAUGACUUUGUUAAAGAUCGUCUAAAAGACCUUCACAGCUUUACUUGA
Molecule: messenger RNA, 618 nt
Organism: Quercus lobata
Lineage: Eukaryota; Viridiplantae; Streptophyta; Magnoliopsida; Fagales; Fagaceae
Exons: 1
Coding region: 1-618 (205 amino acids)
Source: RefSeq, a predicted model, not a curated record